Molecule: messenger RNA, 258 nt
Organism: Macrosiphum euphorbiae (potato aphid)
Lineage: Eukaryota; Metazoa; Arthropoda; Insecta; Hemiptera; Aphididae
Source: the annotation of a GenBank genome assembly
AUGGCACUUGAAACACCUGGUGGCUUCAGGAUGGCGAAUUCUAAGCCUACAGCUCGUCUAUCCUACCCGAACUCUGCUAACCUCUGUUGGUUUUGCAUCCCUGGGCACGCAAACCUUGCUACCUGCUGUCCGUUCUUCAACCUUCACAUGGAGGUAACCUUGAUCUCAUUGACUGCAACCUCUACUAGCGUGUCGCCUUUGCUUGAUAAUAGGAAAGCGCUUUUUAGUGCUUCAAGGAUGUCCUCCAUGGUCUACUAG